AGGAGGGGAAAAGAAAAGAGGCCGGGCGGGUCCCGCUUCCCUAACCCGACGCCCUUCGCUGCGUCCCACCUUUUGCUAGCAACUUUGCACCUCCAAGUCCGAGAUCACCUUCCCGCGGCGCACUCUAGCGCCACUGGCUUCUCGGAACCCGGCUUUCCAGUGGCGUCAUGCCGGCGACUUCCUGUUCCGGCUCCUGGGGGUCGACUCUCACGUGCGGCGGCUGCCAGACUUUACUCGGCUCCUGCCAGCUCUAAUGGAGGGGUUCGUCCAGUGCGAGGACGACGCAGGCAAUUCUUCAGACUGUCAUCAUGGGUAUCCGAGGACUAAUGAGUUUUGUGGAAGAUCAUAGUAAUGAAUUCUUCACUGAUUUGAAGUUGCGGGACACAAAAAUUAUCAUUGAUGGCUAUGCUCUUUUCCACCGACUUUGCUUCAACUCAAACUUGGAACUCCGAUAUGGAGGGGACUAUGAUUCUUUUGCAGAUGUUGUACAAAAAUUUUUUGAAUCACUGUUUGCAUGUAAUAUAUGUCCGUAUGUUGUAUUAGAUGGAGGAUGUGACAUUUCAGAUAAAAAGCUUACAACUUUAAAGGAUCGCGCUAGAGAGAAGAUCCAGACAGCCCAUUCCCUUUCUCUUGGUGGGGGUGGGUGUGUGUGUCCCUUACUCAUCCGGGAAGUGUUCAUACAGGUUUUGAUCAAGCUGCAGGUAUGUUUUGUUCAGUGCUUUUCGGAAGCAGAUCGGGACAUCAUGACACUUGCUAAUCACUGGAAUUGCCCUGUUUUAUCAUCAGACAGCGACUUCUGCAUUUUUGACCUGAAAACUGGGUUUUGUCCAUUAAGUAGUUUUCAGUGGAAAAAUAUGAACACUGUUCAGGGCACAGAAUAUUAUAUCCCUGCUAAAUGUUUUUCCCUUGAUGCAUUCUGCCGUCACUUCAGCAAUAUGAAUAAAGCUCUACUACCACUAUUUGCGGUGCUAUGUGGAAAUGACCAUAUUAAUCUGCCUAUCAUGGAGACAUUCUUAAGUAAGGCACGUCUUCCGCUCGGAGCUACCAAUUUUAAGGGGAGGAGACACCAGCGAGUUCUGGGACUUCUGAAUUGGUUGUCUCAUUUCGCCAACCCUACGGAAGCACUAGAUAAUGUUCUGAAAUAUCUCCCCAAAAAGGAUCGAGAAAAUGUUAAGGAACUUCUUUGCUGUUCCAUGAAAGAAUACCAGCAGUCCCAGGUAAAGCUGCAGGACUUCUUCCAGUACGGUUUUUACAUCUGUCCAGAUGCCGUGAAUCUGGGUUUACCAGAAUGGGUACUAGGGGCUUUGGCUAAAGGCCAAUUAUCUCCUUUCAUCAGUGAUGCUCUGAUCCUCAGACGGACCUUUCUUCAAACACAGGUGGAAAACAUGCAGCGACCAAAUGCUCACAGAAUAUCUCAGCCCAUACGGCAAAUCAUCUAUGGGCUUCUUCUGAAUGCUUCACCACACCUGGGAAAUAUGUCCUGCAAUGCAUCAUCUCCUCAGCCUCUAGCUUUCAGUGAAGUGGAAAGGAUUAACAGAAAUAUCAAAACAUCAAUUGUUGAUGCAUUAGAACUGCCUAAGGAUCAUUCUGACUUAAGCAAAUUGACUGAGCUUUCUUUGGGUAAGCGGCAGAUACUUCUAUUAGAAACCCUGAAAGUGAAACAGACCAUCCUGGAGCCAAUCCCUACUUCGUUGAAGUUGCCCAUUGCUGUCAGUUGCUACUGGUUGCAGCACACAGAGGCCAAAGCAAAGCUACAUCAUGUACAAGCCUUACUGCUGGGGAUGCUGAUGGGCCCCUUGUAUGCCAUUAUCAAUAGCCCAGGAAAUGUGGACCCCGGACCCAGGCAGGCUCAAUGCCUUGCUGCUCGCUAAUUGCUAAAAGGUAAGGAAGAACUGCGGAAAGAUGGUGCUAAGGUGUUGUAUGAAGAGUUCCAAAGAGUGGAGGAGCAGAUGCAGCUGAGCAGGAGACUGGAUUUAGACACAGCUCACAUCUUCUGUCAGUGGCAGUGCUGUCUCCA
Nycticebus coucang (slow loris) is the source of this 2017-nucleotide messenger RNA. It is a transcript of the gene ASTE1, whose product is annotated as asteroid homolog 1. Lineage: Eukaryota; Metazoa; Chordata; Mammalia; Primates; Lorisidae. The transcript is spliced from 5 exons. Gene Ontology annotation, molecular function: nuclease activity. The record is from RefSeq and is a predicted model, not a curated record. The coding region runs from base 309 to 1871 and encodes 520 amino acids.